AAACUUGUAAGGGCAUACAUGCAAAAACCAGUCCCAGUUGUUCGGAAAAUCAACCAAGCGAAAGGAGCCAGCAGCCAGCAUUGAUAGAGGAAGAAUCCCGAGCCCUCCUUCCUCGUCGCAAGAUUGAAUUUUCACAGCCAGGGAGAAAUGGCCACCAAAUAUUCGCUUGCUGAGUUCCUUGAUGUCGCCGUGGAUGCCGCCAAGAAAGCUGGGGAGGUCAUUCGGAGAGGAUUUUAUCAGACCAAGCAUGUGGAGCACAAAGGACUGGUAGAUUUAGUGACAGAAACUGAUAAAGAAUGUGAAGAACUUAUUUUCAAUCACCUCAAGAAGCAUUUCCCUAGUCACAAGUUUAUAGGCGAAGAGACAUCUGCUGCAUUGGGUACUUCUGAGUUAACUGAUGAUCCGACAUGGAUUGUUGAUCCCCUUGAUGGAACCACAAAUUUUGUUCAUGGGUUCCCUUUUGUUUGUGUUUCUAUUGGUCUUACCAUUGAGAAGGUUCCUACUGUGGGAGUUGUAUACAAUCCAAUAAUUGAUGAGCUCUUUACUGGUGUUCGUGGACAAGGUGCUUUCCUCAAUGGGAACCCCAUAAAAGCAGCAUCUCAAGCUGAAUUAUUGAAGUCCCUUCUUGCAACUGAGGUUGGAACAACACGUGACAAGUCCACUGUUGAUGCUACAACAAACAGAAUCAACAGCCUACUCUUUAAGGUCAGAUCCUUAAGGAUGGAUGGUUCCUGUGCGUUGAACCUUUGUGGUGUUGCAUGUGGUAGGCUUGACAUCUUCUAUGAACUUGGGUUUGGUGGUCCUUGGGAUGUCGCCGGUGGGGCUAUCAUUCUUCAAGAAGCAGGAGGACUUAUUUUUGACCCGUAUGGAGGGGAUUUUGAUAUCAUGUCAAGGAGAGUAGCUGCAUCAAAUGGCCAUCUUAAGGAUCUAUUUCUUGUUGCUUUGAAGGAAGCAGAAGGAAAUCACCCUUCAUAAUUGCAAAAUGCAACAGUUGGAAUCUUCCAGUCUGAAACAGCCCAACUUCUCUGGCAUUUAAUAGCAAAUACUCCUAUUGUUCCUCUAAACUAUCCUUCUUUUAUUCAACCCAUCCGAAUUUUGCCUUUCAUCAACUCCACGUUUUCAGGCUAUAUUAUUAGCUGCCUAAAUUCCUUAAUUCUGUCAUAGACUUGUUAGUGGAUUUUGAUGAUGACAAGUAUAUACAAGCAUAUAUUUUUAUAUACUGGAAUUUUGCAUUCACUUAUUUUAUAUAGUGAAAUUUUCUGUGA
Dendrobium catenatum is the source of this 1265-nucleotide messenger RNA. Its product is annotated as inositol monophosphatase 3. The record is from RefSeq and is a predicted model, not a curated record. Gene Ontology annotation, biological process: signal transduction; phosphatidylinositol phosphate biosynthetic process; inositol metabolic process. Gene Ontology annotation, molecular function: inositol monophosphate 1-phosphatase activity. The coding region runs from base 148 to 975 and encodes 275 amino acids. Lineage: Eukaryota; Viridiplantae; Streptophyta; Magnoliopsida; Asparagales; Orchidaceae. The transcript has 12 exons.